This is a messenger RNA of Symbiodinium sp. CCMP2592, 312 nucleotides long. Lineage: Eukaryota; Dinophyceae; Suessiales; Symbiodiniaceae. The record is from the annotation of a GenBank genome assembly.
AUGCCCAAAGCCAUGGUCUUCAAGAAGCCUGCUGCCCCCAUGAAAGCCAUGAAGGUGGUCCACAAGGCAGCUGCCCAGAGCAGGAAGGCGAAGGCCAAGAAGAAGUCAGCACCUGUGUGCAAGGCGAAAGCCCAGAAGAAGCCAGCAGCCAACUCCAAGACCGAGAAGCCAGAUCUUCCGCCUCUAGAACCCUGGGAGUACGGCCGUGGCUGGGAGGAGUGGCAGAUGAUGUGGGCGGACCCCAACUACGAGCCAUGGGGGGGCCAAUGUGCUCUGCCCAAGGAUUUCCAUAGAAGGUACCGCACCAGUUGA